Messenger RNA from Boleophthalmus pectinirostris (great blue-spotted mudskipper), 4681 nucleotides. Its product is annotated as collagen alpha-1(XVII) chain. The coding region runs from base 2 to 4432 and encodes 1476 amino acids. NCBI's taxonomy places the organism in Eukaryota, Metazoa, Chordata, Actinopteri, Gobiiformes, Gobiidae. The record is from RefSeq and is a predicted model, not a curated record. The transcript is spliced from 51 exons.
AAUGUCCACUGGGGGUGCACUGUCCAGUGGAGGCACACUGUCCACUGGGGGUGCAUUGUCCACUGGGGGCGCUCUGUCCUCUGGGGGCUCGUACUCUGCUUCAGCCAUAGAGAGCAAGAGCACUCUGACCGCCACUGUGUCGGACGUGUUCGAUGAGAGUUCAAGCACCAAUUCCUCCCCUGAGUACAACAGGAAAGACUACAACAUGACCAGUACAACCACGACUAUGGCCACUAGAGGGCGGUCACAGAGCCGAGAGAGUGAAAUCAGGACAAGGCUUCAGAGUUCUUCUCCACCUGGAACAUGGACUGAGUUGGACGAUGUGAAGCGUUUGCUAAGAGGAAACCGCUCAACCAGCAUUAGCCCCCCUCGCUCCCCCAACAACACGCUCCCCAUCCCCAAGAAGGCCAGUGUGGAGACCAGGACCCUGUCUGAGAGCUCCGGCGGAGAUCAGUAUGGCAGCAUAUGGACUGGCACAGCGGGUGGAAGCUAUGGCUACAAUGCUAACCUCACCAACAACAACCUGUCGGCUACUUCCACCAUGUACCAGUCAGGGGUUCAGAACAACAUGGCGAUUGGAGCACCCUCUGCUGGAGGUGGACUGUCACUGAGCAGCACGGUACCCAUCUAUGGAGUUCAAAAUAAUCUGGCUGGUACGGGUCCGCUGCUGUCUCCCACUGCCACUGGACCAAUAGUUUAUGGUGUUCAGAAGAAUGUAUCAAGUAGUGGCCUGAGUCCAACUACAGUGAGACCCGGCAGUCCCAUUAAAGAUGAAUCAACCACCAGAGAUUUUAAGUUUGUGUUUGUGGAGAAAGAAAACGCUCCAGUGAAGAAAGAGACAGAGGGGCUGAUCAUGGCCAAAGACACAGGAAAGAGUUUUAUGUCCUCUGGUCCUUCAAGUCUCACUGAAGGCUAUUCUGAGGAUUCACUGAAGAGGGAGAAACAGAAGUUGUCCACAAGCACAAUGGAGGAAGGAACGGACACAAAAUCUGGAAGCCUCAAGACGUCAACAAAAGAUAAAGCUACUUAUGCAGAGAUCCGUAAAGAAGACGCUGCCCUUGCAUUCUGCUCAUGUUGUAGUUGGUGGAAGUGGUUGCUGGGUCUGCUGCUGUGUCUGCUGUUCCUUCUUGGACUUCUGUUUGGACUCAUUGCAUUAGGUGAAGAGGUCAAACGCCUUAAAGAGCGUGUUGACACUCUAGAGGCCAUCACUGGUAGUGCAUCCUCUGCCCGCACCAGCCGCCUUUCCUCCUCUGGAAUAAACAUCAUCGACCCUCUGGACACAGCCUACAUUGACAGGAGCUCUGCAGGAAACACUCUGACCCGAUCUGACCCCAACAGCAUUAACGUAAACCUGGGGUCAGCCGGGGCAGGUGCAGGGACAGGAGCCAUGGCAGGUGCAGGUGCAGGACAUGACAGCUUCGCCCUCCAACGGACCGUACAGCAGCUGAUCAGGGCUGAACUCCGAUCAGACAUAGUGAGAGAAUCACUAAGAGGGGCAAAGGGAGAUCCUGGUCCCAGAGGUGAGACAGGAGCUAUGGGACAUAAAGGUGAAAAUGGCUUCCCAGGUCUACCGGGACCUCCAGGGCAGAUGGGCCACUCUGGACUGGAGGGACCACGAGGAGCAAAGGGCAGUGAAGGUGAACCUGGGCCAGAGGGGCCUCCAGGACAGAGGGGCCGAGAGGGUCCGAUGGGCCCCAGAGGAGAGACUGGUCCUCCUGGGUUUGGAGAGAAAGGAGAAAAAGGAUCCGCAGGAGAGCCUGGUCGUCCUGGUGCUGUCGGAAGUCCUGGGCCUGUGGGACCCAAAGGAUCAAUGGGAGAGCAAGGAGCUCCAGGAAGCCCAGGUGCCCCAGGUGUGAAGGGUUUUGCCGGUGAAGCAGGUGCUCCAGGAGCCAAAGGUGAUCGGGGAACUCCUGGGGCUCCAGGAACCAAAGGAGACCAAGGAGAAAGGGGUCCACGUGGACCAGCAGGUGAACCAGGGCAGCCAGGAACCCCUGGUCCAGCUGGGCCAAAGGGAACCAAAGGAGUUGGAGGUGAGCCAGGCUCCAUGGGACUGCCUGGUGCAAGGGGACCACCUGGACUUCCUGGAGAUAUUGGACCUCCAGGAAUUACAGGCAUUCAAGGUCCACCAGGUGUUGCUGGUAUUCCUGGUCAACCUGGAGCUAAAGGAGAACCUGGUUCACCUGGGAAAGUUAUCACUACCGCAGCCGGCUCUGAGACUGUGGCGAUCCCUGGCCCCCCCGGCCCUGCUGGGCCUGCUGGUCCCGCUGGGGCCCCAGGUCUGUCAGGUCCCACCGGUCCAGCUGGAGCCCCUGGCGCUCCUGGUGCCAAAGGAGAGCCUGGAGAGAAAGGGGAACCGGGCGAGAAGGGAGAGAAGGGAGAGAAGGGAGAAAAAGGUGAAAAAGGAGAACAAGGAGAAAAAGGAGAGAAGGGAGAGAAAGGAGAGAGUGGAGAGCCCAGUGCCAGCACCAGCACCAGCUCAGAGUCUGACAGUGCCACAGAAAACAGCAACCUUGGCUCUGCUGCUGGGCCUCCAGGGCCACCUGGUCCUCCUGGACCACCAGGACCACCCGGAGAAGUUGGACCACAGGGUCCACCUGGUGAAGGUAAACCUGGUCCUCCAGGACGCAAAGGUCCUCCAGGCCCUCCUGGUAUCGGCACACCUGGACCUAAAGGUGACCAAGGAGAACCUGGCAGCUUUGUGCCUACGUCAGAGACUUUCUUUGCAGGACCACCAGGACCCCCAGGGCCACCAGGGCCCCCAGGCUCAGAGGGCCCAGUAGGUGAACCAGGGUCCCAAGGAGAACCAGGUCAACCAGGACUUCCUGGAAGUCCUGGAGAACAAGGAGAACCAGGACACGGUUUCCCAGGUCAGCCUGGAUCACCCGGGCCCCAAGGACCAGAGGGCCCUCCUGGACCACCAGCUCCUGAACCCCCACCGGGAGCUCCAGGUGCCCCCGGCCCCCCCGGGCCCCCUGGUCCUCCAGGACAAGAUGGCAGUGACUCUGCAGAUGUGAGCCAGGCUGUUGCAGAGUUACUACAGAGUGAUGGUAUAAGGCAGUACCUGUCUGGUCCCCCAGGACCCCCAGGUCCUCCUGGAGCACCAUCUGUCAGCUAUGGACAAGGUGCAGGUAUUCCAGGCCCACCAGGUCCACCUGGAGCUCCAGGAGCCCCAGGUGUCCCAGGUGUCCCGGGCUCUCCAGGAGAUGGGCAGAUGGAAGACAUAACCAACAGAAUCCUCAGCUACAUUCAAAGUCAAAGAUAUGACAGUGGUUCUGGGGCCCCUGGCCCCCCUGGACCCCCCGGACCUCCAGGAGCAGUCUCUCUUAAUGACGUCAUUGCUAUCAUGCAAAGAGAUGAUGUGAGGAGAUACAUUGCAGGUCCUCCUGGCCCACCAGGCGCUCCCGGGGCUCCUGGAGGUGGAGAUUACUCUUUUAACACAGCCGAGCUUGCAGAGAGAGUUCUUGCUCUUAUAAACGAACACGGGCUGGCAGGUGUCCCGGGACCUCCAGGACCCCCCGGAGUUCCUGGGCUUCCUGGAAGCUUUAAUGCUCUUGUAGGCCCACAAGGACCUCCUGGAAUCCCAGGAUCUCCAGGACCAGUGGGACCCCCUGGACCCAUAGGACCACCUGGAGCUCCAGGACAGGCCAACUACAUCAACAGUGACAUCCGUGACUACCUGCAGAGUGUUGCCUUCAGGGGUCCUAGAGGCCCCCCCGGCCCCCCUGGACCCCCAGGACCAGUGGGACCUCCCGGGCCUUAUAGUGGACUGAUUUCAUACGCGGAGCAUGCAAACAGAGAUGGCCCCAGAGCUGAACUGCAGGACUUCAAAAAGACAGUUGACAGUUCGGGAGUACCUAUGUUCGGGCUCCCUGGUCUGCCUGGACCACCAGGACCGCCGGGAAACAAAGGAGAGCCAGGCGAUAGCGGUGACUAUGCCAGUAUGGCCCUCAGAGUGACAGAUUACAUUAAAACCCAUCGACUUCUGCAGGAUGCCGGUUCACAACCUGUGGUCCAAGGACCCCCAGGACCCCCUGGUCCUCCAGGUCCCUCUGGAUACACCAGAUGGUUAACGUCACAUUCAAAUGCCACAGAACUUGUGGAUUAUAUGAAAUCUCAUGGAGUUUUCAGGGAUGUGUUAAAUGAGCACAACAGUCGCUUCCAUAAAGGCCCCCCGGGGCCCCCAGGCCCCCCCGGACCCCCGGGCCACAGCCACGUGUUCGGUUCUGACUCAAACGUUACAGAUUUAGUGGAGUACAUCAAAGUGUAUGGGGCCAUUGUGGGGAGACCAGGACCCAAAGGAGAUAUGGGGAUCCCGGGACCAAAGGGAGAAAGAGGUGAUCCAGGACCUCCUGGGCCUGAGGGACCCAGAGGUCAAAAAGGAGAGUAUUCACUCGCAAUCAAACGAAAGAGGCGGAGUCUCAGAGGAGUUUAAAAUGUUUAAAUACAUGUACAGUUGUUUUGUAAGAUUUAAGGAUUUAUUUUGUUUUGUGUACUUUUAAAGCAUUGUAAAUGUUUUUUGUAUUUUUACAUAGGGGGGUUCAUUGUGACUUCAGGGAUGUUUUAACUUAAAAAAGGGUAUAUUUUUGUAGCACUUAAUUUGAAUGUUUAUUUGUAUGUUCAUUGUAGAAAAAGGUUCUAUUGAAACAAGUGGAAUAGAAGAAAAUGUUUAUUUACAUCCAAA